GGCAGCUCCGCCGACCGCGCCGGGAGGGAACCAACCGGCGUCGCCGGCGGCGGCGGCCAGGGGGCAGGGCAGGGCGGCGCCGCGGGCGUCGGGCGCGCGCGCGCCCCAGUCAGCGCCAGCCGCCGGAGGGUUCACGUCGCCCACCGUCCGUCCUUCGUCCCUGCCGUCACGAUGCUGCGCCUGCUGCUGCUGGUGGCCGCCUGCUGGGCGGUCUCGCUGGCCGUCGAGUGCGGCGAGUGUGAUCCGAGCCAAUGCGCCGUGGCCACCGACUGCUACGCGGGCGUGGUGAUGGACCUUUGCAACUGCUGCGCCGUCUGCGGCCGCCGCGAGGGCGAGCAAUGCGACGACCCGCAGCAGAACAUACGCGACAAGCUGCGCGGCGACGGGCGCUGCGGCGAGAACCUCGAGUGCAAGGUGGUCAAGACCAACCAGAAGAGCGGCAAUAAGCGGGCGGCGUUGUGCGUCUGUAAGGAGCAGGACAUGGUGUGUGGCUCCGAUGGCAAGACGUACGGCAACCUCUGCCAGCUGAUGGAGGUAGCCUACAAGAACGGCACGCAGGACGCGCCUAAGGUCCAGAUGUGGGGACCCUGCGAGAGCGCGCCGACGAUCGUCACUGGGCCGCAGCACGCGCACGAGCAGCUGGGCGACAAGUUGGUGCUCGACUGUGAGGUGUUCGGCUUCCCGAUCCCGCAGAUCACCUGGUACAAGAUGGACGAGGACGGACGCAACAACAGCCUGCCCGGUGACCGUGGCGACAUGGCCAUUCAGACUCGCGGCGGCCCUGGCAACCUGAUGGUGACUGGCUGGGUGCAGAUCGUCGACCUGAAGCCCAGCGACUCCGGCACAUACCAGUGCAUCGCCCAGAACAAGAACGGUGUGGCCCGGGCCGAUGCCAAGGUCAGCGUCUACAAGAUGUCCAAGGGCGAGCUGUGAGCGACCCCGGCGGCCGCCGGCCGCAAUUCUGAUUCCCGCUGAAUCCGCAAGAUGGUGCUAUCGUGUAGGGAGUGUCGCGUCGUGCUGGAGCGGCCGAGUAGCCGCGUGACUGCUCGGUGUGGGCUGACGGGCGGCUCCCACCACUGCCAGCGCUCCUUGGGUGCCGCCCCAGCCGCGUCCAGGCAGAUGUUCAGUGUCAGUAAAUUAGAUGGCGUCAAACAUUUCGCAGCGGCGCGGCGCGUGACUGGCGUGGGCCGAACCUGCCGCCUGCCGGUGACUGGCAGAUCGGCGGCCACCCUCGCCGAGUGUGUACGGCGACUACUGCGCAGAGCUGCCGCGGUGUUUGGCCGGCCUAUGUCUCGAGCUCAGCUUUUCUGACGCCAAUUUGUAGCGCGAAAAUUGUGAUCACUGUUCAAUCGAUGUAGCGCAAUACAAUAAACAUUUGCCCAACAAA
Molecule: messenger RNA, 1387 nt
Organism: Amphibalanus amphitrite
Lineage: Eukaryota; Metazoa; Arthropoda; Thecostraca; Balanomorpha; Balanidae
Product: insulin-like growth factor-binding protein-related protein 1
Exons: 4
Coding region: 172-933 (253 amino acids)
Biological process (GO): regulation of signal transduction; regulation of cell growth
Cellular component (GO): extracellular region
Molecular function (GO): insulin-like growth factor binding
Source: RefSeq, a predicted model, not a curated record